Chondrus crispus (carragheen) is the source of this 1285-nucleotide messenger RNA. RefSeq lists its product as hypothetical. NCBI's taxonomy places the organism in Eukaryota, Rhodophyta, Florideophyceae, Gigartinales, Gigartinaceae. The transcript has 2 exons. The record is from RefSeq and is a predicted model, not a curated record. Bases 1 to 228 code for a protein of 75 amino acids.
AUGUUCACACACACCCGAACACGUGCAAGGCCUAGCAAGAGUACCUUCCUAGUAAACCUUUUAGAAACGCAAAAAUCGCAGCGAGCAACGACAAAGUGCUCAAGGCAACCCUGCUUUCUACAAGAGCGUUUUCCGGCUACCGCAGAGACAAUUGAAACAGCUUCAACCGUGUUGUACUUCACUGUUCGAGUAGAAUCUUCGUUCCAUCCUUCAGCAUGGAGCCAAUGACUGACCGCGGCUUUCCAAAAAUGCCAGAACCAGGCGGCCGAGCCCAUACUUUGGAGUCCUCAGCCUCGAUGUGCUGGACUCUUUUAUUCCUGGCUUACUCUUCUUCGACAUUUGUCAACGAAUUUGGACAUGGAUGGCAAGCAGCUUGGACGGUGCUAUUAGUUUUGGUUCCAGUGUGCCUCGCCGGUGCACCCAACAUCAUGGACGGUCGCCGCCGCGCAGUCCCUAUAUUGGCAAUUUACGUAGCGUAUAUCCUCAUCCCGUCACUGCUUCAGCUCACAAAGCCAGACGACCACUCAUCGCUUCGCUCCGAAAUGGCCGACCUGAUUACCGUUCUUUGCAUCUGGCUUCCACUGGAAUUUAAGCUGUUGUCAUCGGACAUAUCACCGACUGGAAAGGUUACAGCCUGGGGCUUGUUCACCGCAGCUUUGACAGUCGUGAACUGCUUCACAAUUCUACGCCCUUUUCAAAGCUGGCCCACGCUCGUGACUUGGGCUACACUUUCAAGGUAACCCCAGUCGAUGUGCUGAUAGCGCUAGCUGUGGGUGCUGCCUCUGAUCUCAUCACCGUUCCACUUGCCGCCCUAAGCCGGUUUGCUGACGUCAAGACGCCACCUCGUUUAGACGCGGCCAAAGAAGCCGCCACUUUCCUAGGCAUAUUCAUGAACGGCGUUACCGAGGAGCUUAUAUUUAGGGGUAUGAUUCAGAAUAUGUUGGAGCAACGCCUAGGCCACCGGUCCAUAUCUGCACUACUCAUCGCGUCUGGUGCCUUCGGCAUUGCACACUUAGGGAAAUCAAAACUUGGAUAUGACCCGCCAAACGUUCGAUACAUGGCCUCCGCCUGUGUCACCGGUGUUGCGUGUGGGUUCGUAUGGCGACAAACCGGAAAAGUCACAGCUUCCGCGCUGACGCAGGCCACGUCGAAUUACAUUAUGUGGCGCGUCGCGUUAAGCAAAAAAGUUGGCCAGUAGACAGCGUUUUUUCGCAGCUAGAGUCCCUGUAUAGCACUUGACAAUGAUUUCCACUCUUAAACUCACUGAGCACACUCUAAUGCUAGU